CAUGGACUGAAGUCUACACCUGAAGCAAAAUUUUGAUCUUCUAGCAAACUUCCUUCAUUUGAAGGUCCAAUUAAAAGAUUCAUUUUCAUUCCAGUUCAAGUCCUUGAUUUUAGUAUUAAAUCGGCUUACAUUUACAAUUGACGUGAAAAAUCCCUAAUAUUUUAACAAAAUGCUUAUGUCACGCCCUGUUUUUUCACGACUCUUUCAACAAACAGUCCGUCGGUACCACCACGGCGACUACAAGACGCCGUCCAUGGACGAGCUGCCGGUGCCGCGCGGCUCGUGGCAGGCGCAGUACGACGCCAACCAGCGCCGCUACAAUGCAACACUUCUUUUUGGGGUUGCCUUCGCUGCAGGAACGAUCAUACUGGCUAAAACUUCCGGUUUAGUUUACCUGAACUACUCUCCCCCCAAAUCUUUGGACUAAAUAGCUGGCACUGUGAUUACUAUUGUACACAUAGUUCAGUCAUUGUGCAGUGAGUAGAGCCGCGACGCCGCGCGGUGUGAACAGGCACCUUCGUAACUAACUUGCUGCACCGCUGUGACAAAGACUGAACUAUGCACAUCAAAUAAAUAAUUUGUAUUUAGUAAAUAAAUCAUUAUAAUUACGUUA
Molecule: messenger RNA, 613 nt
Organism: Galleria mellonella (greater wax moth)
Lineage: Eukaryota; Metazoa; Arthropoda; Insecta; Lepidoptera; Pyralidae
Gene: COX7B
Exons: 3
Coding region: 170-427 (85 amino acids)
Source: RefSeq, a predicted model, not a curated record